Messenger RNA from Anolis sagrei ordinatus, 2043 nucleotides. RefSeq names its product GTP binding protein 4 (gene GTPBP4). Gene Ontology annotation, biological process: ribosomal large subunit biogenesis. Lineage: Eukaryota; Metazoa; Chordata; Lepidosauria; Squamata; Anolidae. Gene Ontology annotation, cellular component: nucleolus. The record is from RefSeq and is a predicted model, not a curated record. Gene Ontology annotation, molecular function: GTP binding; RNA binding; GTPase activity.
UCCUUCAGGCGCCGCUCUGCCUUUUCCUGCUGGGCCGGCCGUCAGGCGAGGAGGCCGCAGCCAUGGCGCUCUACAACUUCAAGAAGAUUAUGGUGGUCCCGUCCGCCAAGGACUUCAUAGACCUGACGUUGUCCAAGACACAACGAAAAACGCCUACGGUCAUUCAUAAACAUUACCAAAUUCACCGUAUUCGUCAUUUCUACAUGAGGAAAGUAAAAUACACCCAACAAAAUUACCAUGACAGACUCACCCAGAUCAUCAUGGAUUUCCCAAAGCUAGAUGACAUCCAUCCAUUUUAUGCUGAUUUGAUGAACGUUCUUUAUGACAAAGAUCAUUAUAAGCUGGCUUUGGGGCAGAUUAAUAUUGCUAAAAAUCUGAUUGACAAUGUUGCCAAAGAUUAUGUGCGGCUUAUGAAAUACGGGGAUUCUCUUUACCGAUGCAAACAGUUGAAGCGCGCAGCAUUGGGACGCAUGUGUACGAUAAUCAAAAGACAGAAACAGAGUCUGGAAUACUUAGAACAAGUGCGUCAACAUCUAUCCCGAUUGCCAACCAUUGACCCUAACACAAGGACUCUUCUCUUGUGUGGAUACCCAAAUGUUGGAAAAUCCAGCUUUAUAAAUAAGGUGACAAGAGCAGAUGUAGAAGUGCAACCGUAUGCCUUUACCACAAAAUCUCUUUUUGUGGGACACAUGGAUUACAAAUAUUUGCGUUGGCAGGUAGUAGAUACCCCUGGCAUUUUGGAUCAUCCUUUGGAAGAAAGAAACACAAUUGAGAUGCAGGCAAUAACAGCCCUUGCCCAUCUUCGUGCUGCUGUUCUGUUUGUCAUGGAUAUAUCUGAACAGUGUGGGCACAGUUUGGAGGAGCAACUUGAACUCUUUGGGAACAUUAAGCCACUGUUUGCCAAUAAACCUCUUAUAAUUGUGGCAAAUAAAUGUGAUGUGAAGAGGAUUUCCGAACUUCCUGAGGACAAGCAGAAAAUGUUAGCUGAUUUAGAAGCAGAUGGAUUCCCUGUAAUUGAGACAAGCACCCUCACAGAAGAAGGAGUUAUUCAAGUCAAAACAGAAGCUUGUGACAGAUUGCUGGCCCAUCGUGUUGAUACCAAAAUGAAAGGAAACAAGGUGAACGAUAUACUGAACAGGCUUCAUUUAGCUGUUCCAACCAAAAGAGACACCAAGGAAAGACCUCCUUGUAUACCAGAGGGGGCCUUGCUGCGCAAAAAACGUAUGGAAAUCGAUGUGCCUAAAAAGAAACUGGAAAAAGAUAUUGAAAUGGAAAUGGGCGAGGACUAUAUUUUGGAUCUUAAGAAAUACUGGGAUCUAAUGAAUCCAUCUGAAAAAUAUGAUCUAAUACCUGAAGUAUGGCAAGGUCAUAACAUUGCUGACUAUAUUGAUCCAGAUAUCAUGAAGAAACUGGAAGAGCUGGAGAAGGAAGAGGAGCUAAGGCAGGCGGCUGGAGAAUAUGACAGCGAUUCAGAAAGUGAAGAUGAGGAAAUGAUGGAAAUUAGAGAACUGGCCCAACAGAUUCGAGAGAAAAAGAAACUGAAAAUCCUGGAGUCCAAAGAGAAAGAUAAACAAGGUCCCAAGAUGCCUAGAACAGCUAGAAAGGUUCAGCGUAAGGCAUUGGAGAAAGAGAUGACUGGUCUUGGGCUAGACAUGACUGGCAAAAAUGAUGCACAUUAUGUAACUGAGUCAAACAGAUCCCGGAGUGUUACCCGUAAACGUAAACGAGAAGAAUCUGUGACACCGACAUCUUUAGCACGAAGUCGCAGCUCCUCCCGUACGCCACGAGACGUAUCUGGUCUUCGAGAUACAAAGAUGGUGAAGAAAACUAAAACCAUGAUGAAGAAAGCUCAAAGGAAAAUGAAUCGGUUGGGCAAGAAAGGCGAAGCAGACAGACAUGUCUUUGACCUUAAACCUAAACAUCUAUUUUCUGGCAAGAGGAAAUCUGGCACAACACAACGAAGAUAAAUGGCUCCUGGGUAGAAUAAGGAAAUGGCACUGCUUUUUACUUAUUCAAAUAAAACAAUAUAUUUCAAACUGCAAA